GAUCCAGUUUCCUUUAAGCCGCUCUCGCGCGUUUGUCUGUUCUCGCCGCGUCGUGUGUCCUACCGAUUAUUAUUUUCUCCUCCUCCCCCCUUCCCCGUCCGCGUGCACGAAGAUUGUCGGCACGGUGUUAAAAGGUAUAUCACGAGCGGUAUACACAACACGCUCGUGUCGUUGUCGUCGUCGUCGUCGUCGUCGUCAUCGUCGUCGUUGUCGUCGCUGUCUCGCUAUCGCUGUCGCCGUCGUGCAGCGCCGAGUGUCCCGAUUCAAACGUAUCAUCGCCCGGUAUAUAACGGAGGAUGGCAUUCAACGGAGACGGUCCUCACUCCAAGAGGCAGCGGCUCGAGGAAUCUGGACACAGGAAUCACGAAUAUGGCGGGUACGGAGAUGAACCACGUCGAAAAAGAGAAGACAAUAAUAAACCGAACCACGUCCUCCUCUUCACAAUUAUCAAUCCAGUUUACCCCAUCACUGUGGAAGUGUUGCACACGAUCAGUGCGCCCAGCGGGCAGGUUCAGCGCAUCGUAAUCUUUAAGAAAAAUGGCGUGCAAGCUAUGGUUGAGUUUGACUCGGUGGAAUCGGCAACCAGAGCAAAGGAAACACUACAUGGAGCAGACAUAUAUUCUGGCUGCUGCACACUAAAAAUCGACUUCGCAAAGCCGACAAAGCUCAACGUCUACAAGAAUGAUGCCGAAAGUUGGGACUACACGACACCGACACUGGGCUCGAGCACACAUAAAAACGACGCGACAGGAAAUGGAAGGCCAGCUCCCCUUUUGGCUGAGCCAAGAUACGGCGCCGCGCCGCAACCGUAUGGCUCCACGCCGCAGGUCACCUUCCCGCCGGGUGCCGGUCACGAUCGUUACGAGGAGAACUUCAACGGACCGGCGACGUAUGCGGAGCCAUACGUCGAGCGCUACGGUAUCAAGAGUGAUUUCAGUGGCCGUGAGCCGUUACAUCCCACACCACCUCGGCCGGGUUAUGUGCCCACCUUGGGCCAAACGCCGCCCUCCAGCACGCAAGGCUCGGUCAUGAUGGUGUAUGGACUACAACCGGACAAAGUCAAUACCGACAAGCUCUUCAACCUGUUCUGCCUGUACGGCAAUGUGACGAAGGUUAAAUUUUUGAAAACAAAGGAGGGCUGCGCGAUGAUACAAAUGGGAGACAGCAUAGCCGUAGAACGAUGUCUGCAGAACCUGAACAACGUCACGAUCGGGACGGACGGCAGGCUGCAGCUUGGUUUCUCAAAGCAGGCCUUCCUCUCGGACGUAACCAACCCUUACAUUCUACCCGACAAGACAGCAAGCUUCAAGGACUUCACAGGAAGCAAGAAUAACAGAUUCCUGAAUCCCGCGAUGGCCAAUAAGAACAGAAUACAACCACCAUCGAAGAUAGUUCACUUCUUCAACACUCCACCGGAUCUAACCGAGGAAACAGUGAAUCGCGUGUUUGUAGAGCGCGGCAUCGAAGCGCCGACGACGAUCAAAUUGUUCCCUCUCAAGUCUGAACGAUCGUCGUCCGGUCUAAUCGAGUUCAGCAGUGUCGGUAUCGCGGUGGCCGCUAUCAUGGAAUGCAAUCACACGGCGCUCGAGAACAGCAACGGCAAGUUCCCAUACAUCAUGAAGCUCUGUUUCUCGUCGUCGCGCACCAUACCCACGAGCUUCCCACCCAGCAGCGGCAGCGUGUCGAGCAAUUCCGCUGGCAAUGGCCACGCCAAAAUGCAGCAGGACUCGGAAUAGAACGGCGAGGUCCAGGGCCAGCAGCGUCAGCGUCAGCGCCAGCGCCCCUCACUCGCCGCCCUGCACCCGUUGUGUGCCCCCGCGACGGCGGGCACGGCCCUG
Trachymyrmex cornetzi is the source of this 1838-nucleotide messenger RNA. It is a transcript of the gene sm, whose product is annotated as heterogeneous nuclear ribonucleoprotein L. Gene Ontology annotation, biological process: mRNA processing. The transcript is spliced from 11 exons. Lineage: Eukaryota; Metazoa; Arthropoda; Insecta; Hymenoptera; Formicidae. The coding region runs from base 297 to 1736 and encodes 479 amino acids. Gene Ontology annotation, molecular function: RNA binding. Gene Ontology annotation, cellular component: nucleus. The record is from RefSeq and is a predicted model, not a curated record.